GUGGCGAUGUGUUGCAACGCGACCGGACUGCCUGGCAGCCCGGCCUUGGCGGAUGUGGUACUGUGUGCUCGCCGACGCCGAGUCACAGCCUUACUAAUAUACCAGCACGUCGUUGGGAGUAGUGUUCUUUUCAGGAAGUCUCUUUCAAGCUCAUCCACGGGUGCGGCAACAUGGUGGUGGCCAAGGUGUGGAAUCUGGUGAGGCGGCCAGAGGGAACUCCCCGUGUAGAUGACUUCGCCUUGGUGGAGGAGCAACUGCCACCGUGUAAAGAGGGAGAUGUGCUAGUGGAAGCUGUGGCCCUGAGUGUGGACCCAUACAUGAGGUACCGCUCAAGAAUUAUCCCUCUCAAUGCGCCCAUGUUUGGAUCACAAGUCGCCAAAGUCAUUGAGAGCAAGAAUCCUGAGUGGCCCGUGGGCACUCACUUGGUUCACUACGAGGGCUGGCGCACCCACUCCCUGCUCACAGCUCAAUACAUCAAAGAGAACCAGUUCACCAUAAAGCCUAUGCCAGAAAUGGGCAAUCUUCCAAAAAGUCUGGGAAUUGGCAUUCUGGGCAUGCCAGGAAACACUGCAUAUUUUGGGCUGCUUGACAUCUGUAAUCCCAAGGCAGGAGAAACAGUGCUGGUGAAUGGGGCUGCUGGUGCUGUGGGCAGUGCUGUGGUGCAGAUUGCCAAGAUCAAAGGAUGCACAGUGAUUGCCUUUGCUGGUUCUGAUGAGAAAGUGGCCUGGGUUAAGGAGCUUGGUGCAGACUACGUUUUUAAUUAUAAGACCACCAAUAUUAGCGACGCACUGAGCAAGAUGGCACCAAACGGCAUCAAUGUUUACUUUGAUAAUGUUGGUGGAAAGUUCACUGCAGAAGCCUUGCCACACAUGGCUGACUUCGGGAGAGUGUCAGUGUGUGGUGCAAUCUCCACCUACAAUGAGAAGAAAGACGAGGCAGUGGCCAUCAAUGGUGCUUUCAAGGAAGGCUUCUUGAUAAAGCAGCAGCUACGGGUUGAGGGAUUCCUUGUGCACCGCUGGAAUGACCGCUGGAUGGAGGGCCUUACCCAACUGAAGGAGUGGAUACUGCAGGGAAAACUGAAGUACAAGGAGACUGAAUUCCAUGGAUUUGAGAACAUGCCAAAAGCUUUCAUUGGCCUUUUCCACGGGGAAAACACAGGCAAGGCGGUGGUGCUGCCAUAGAGACGCUUGGUUGUGGAGCAGCUUAGUGAGUCACUUGCACACUUCAACUUGUAGAGAAAUUGAUGGGAAAUCUCUUGUUCUAGGUGUCUUCAUGACUGACUGAUAGAUAGUACUAUUGUUUUGCUAGUGGUGUUCAAAUAUCGCCAUAUUUAUAGUUUAUUUGAUUAUAAAGAGUGCUUUAUAUUUUUUUCUUGUCGUUUCAUGGAACAAAUAAGUUUUGAGUCAUAUUAAAUACCUUUUAGGCAACUGGGUACAUUUAGUAACUACAUUUAUGGUGCCUAUCCUCAUCCAUGGAGAAGUUACACUUGGCAGAGAUGCUUCAUGUAAACUCUUAGAGCAAUAAAGGCCUUUUACCAUU
This is a messenger RNA of Portunus trituberculatus (swimming crab), 1539 nucleotides long. Its product is annotated as prostaglandin reductase 1-like. The transcript has 9 exons. Gene Ontology annotation, biological process: prostaglandin metabolic process. Gene Ontology annotation, molecular function: 2-alkenal reductase [NAD(P)H] activity; 15-oxoprostaglandin 13-reductase [NAD(P)+] activity. The record is from RefSeq and is a predicted model, not a curated record. NCBI's taxonomy places the organism in Eukaryota, Metazoa, Arthropoda, Malacostraca, Decapoda, Portunidae. Gene Ontology annotation, cellular component: cytoplasm. The coding region runs from base 171 to 1181 and encodes 336 amino acids.